AUGAACGGGAUACAGCAGAUAGCUCUUCCAGUUCUGGGGAUUGUAGCUGCUGCAGCUGUUACCUUCUAUGCUGUGAGCUUUGCUGAGCUCAGCGAGAAAUCUUUUAGGGACUUGGACGAGAAAGAUAACGAGAUUGUUGGAUAUAAGCCAUCUCCAAGCUCUAGGGAAAAACGGUCCAGAAGAAAAGCUGAAAAACAAGCCAAAGGUUGA
Messenger RNA from Prunus armeniaca (apricot), 210 nucleotides. The record is from the annotation of a GenBank genome assembly. Lineage: Eukaryota; Viridiplantae; Streptophyta; Magnoliopsida; Rosales; Rosaceae.